Dermacentor silvarum is the source of this 5108-nucleotide messenger RNA. RefSeq names its product hormone-sensitive lipase-like. Gene Ontology annotation, cellular component: cytosol. Lineage: Eukaryota; Metazoa; Arthropoda; Arachnida; Ixodida; Ixodidae. Gene Ontology annotation, biological process: cholesterol metabolic process; triglyceride catabolic process. Gene Ontology annotation, molecular function: sterol ester esterase activity; triacylglycerol lipase activity. The record is from RefSeq and is a predicted model, not a curated record.
CCUUCCCCUUCCUCUCUACGCAUCUCACGUUUUCUGUCGGUGCGUUUCGUUUCCCUCCGUCUCCGGUCGGAGGAAACAGGAUUUUGUGCUGCGUGCAACUCGGUCAUGUCAAGCAAAUGUUGUGCUGUGGCAGCGAUUCGGAAAACCUUGAGGACUGCAGGCCAGACUCGGCACCUGGACGCUGCAGUCUGGUGAACAUGUCACGUAUCGGGAGGCCAGGCUCCGGCCUCUACGAGAUGCUGACGACAAUGAUCCGUGCGAACAUCGAGUACUUCAGAGAAGUGGAGACGGAGACGGGAAGUAAAAUACUCGCGCACCUGAACUCGAUGCAAGAACUGCUGCAUUGGGUCGAAGACUCUGCUUACAGAAUAUCGAGUUCAGCGCACCUGUUUGACUUCGACUCGGAGACGCCUGCGAACGGCUUUCGAAGUAUCAUCACAGUCGUGGAUCGGUUCAUCUUCUUGGCUGCCAAACUAUGCAGAGCGCUGCAAAUGAAGCGCGGUUCGCCGUUUUUUCGAGGGGAAAGUUUCGCGAAGGAAUUAGGCGACCACGUCGGCAUCUUGCGCGGCCUGAAAGUCGGCAUGUCCAUCCUGGAGCAGAUGAUGGAGCACACGGAUAAAGGCAGUCUGUUCGUGGAUGAAAACAUGAAGUUUAACGACUUGUUUAAGGAGUUUGACAACUUUGACCCCACAUCCUUCUACGGCCGCUGCAUGGGAUUUUACUUUUGCGAUGCUAUCAGGCGGACACUACGUAAAGGCCAUGCUGUUUUGUCAGCCUACAGGGACCACUAUUACCAAACUGGUAGCAACUUUGGAAGCACCACAACGUUGAUCUGGAGGUUCGGAAAAUACAGCAUGGAUACAGAACUGCGAGCCAAGCAGAUGGUGGAAAUGCGCAAGAACGUCCACACCGAUUUUCUCAAAUCUAUGUGGUCACUUAAUGAGCAGGUUCUUCUUAAGAAAGUGAACAAGUUUAUUUCUUCGUCGCUGCAAGUUUGCUGCGAUGUAGUGGUUCCUCUUGAACGUCUGGGCCUGCCAAAGGUCGACGAACCGUCCACUCUUGUAGAGAUCCCUUUUCCCUCAGCUCAUGGUCCCCCUGCUCCUGUACGAUGCCGGCUACUGUCAUCUGCAGUUAGAGAUGGAAUGCAAUCACUGCUGCCAAGCAACCUUCUCAACUCGUCUGAUGUCCUGCCACCUUCUCAUGGUCUCAUAUUGCAUUUUCAUGGUGGUGGCUUCAUUGCCCAGUCUGCUGAGUCCCACGAGAUCUACCUGAGGGACUGGGCUCGUCUGGUUAACGUACCAAUUCUCUCAGUGGACUACUCCUUGUCGCCAGAGUACCGUUAUCCACGGGCAUUGGAAGAAGUGGCCUUCGUGUAUGGCUGGGUUCUCAACAACUGCCACAAGCUAGGUUGGACUGGUGAGCGCAUCUGCCUAGCCGGGGACAGCGCGGGUGGCAACUUGUGCCUUGCACUGAGCCUCAGGAUGAUACAGCUGCAGUUACGCUGCCCUGAUGCCAUGUUCUGUGCAUACACGCCAGUCAUGCUCAACGCUCAUCCGUCUCCAUCCAAAGUGCUCACGUGCAUGGACCCACUCAUACCACUCGAGUUUCUUCUCACCUGUGUUCACGCCUAUGUUGGUGUGGAGCCACACGAUACGAGGCAGGACACAAGACACACGCAUGGCAUUCACACAGCAGUGGAGGCAUUGUCAUUAGUAUCCGGUCAGGGACACGAGACUGCAAGCGAAACACCGCAUCUGAAAGCAAGCGUGCCCUCUGAAGAGCCCAGGAAAGAACAACCGUCCCCUCAACACGUAGAUCAGCCCAAGAGUCAGAAUGAUUUGCUCCAGGACUGUACAGACAGUGCUUCUCUGCCAGCCACGAAUGGCAUAGAAGUGAAUGCCGGAGAGGAGCACGUUAUAUUUGAGAUUCCUGCUGACCUGUCGGCAUCGUUGCGGCGUAAAGCAGCAGAAAUGAGCAAGCAAAGUUUGGAGAAAGUUUCGGGCCCUGCUUCUAGAAGACGGCCUCCCAAGACUCGUCGUGAGGCACUGCCUUGGUUUCAUCCGGAAAAUCCAUCUAGAUUGAGGAUUCUGGAGGCACUGGUGGCUCGAGCAGAGGACCCACUGAUGACACCAUACUUGGCUUCAGACGAUUUGUUGAGGAAAAUGCCUCCUGCCUUCUUUUUGUGCCUUCAUCUCGACCCAACUUUAGAUGACAUGAUCAUGUUCGCCAAAAAGUUACGUGCCCUGGGCUGCCAAGUAACUAUCAAAGUGCUGGAUUACCUUCCACACGGGUUUCUUAAUCUCUUUCCUCGUGGAAACGAGGCCCAAGAAGGUAUCCAGUGCUGUGUCAACAUGCUGCGGGCUGCCCUUCAUAUGGAGACACUGGGUGGCAAAUGAGUAUUUUUGAUACACCCACUAUACAGCCAGCAGUUGCUUAACAUUAAGGGUGGUUUUUAUGGAGCCAAUCUUAUACAGAGACUAGGAAACACUCUAGACGAGUGCAUCACGUAAACACUUGCAUCACUUUUGAACGUAAGAGGCCUUUUGUAUCUAUGAGGAUUACUAAAGCAUUAUAUAAUUGUUGGCAAUUUACACUGAAACUAUGCAUUUCCUUGGAGAGGCCAAAGUGGUUGGAGGAUUGCAAUUCUUUGUAUGAUUUAGUGCAGUACUUGUAUUUUGAAAUGGUGUAGGUUGGUCUUUAAACAGACAGAAGCUUACAUAUCGCUGCCAGGAAUUGUUACUGCUAACAGGGUGUCAUGUAAUGCCUUACCACGUAAAACUGACCUGCCUAGGAGUGUCUACCAACUAUUGUUGCCUAUGAGCAAAUGUCCUUGCUAUUUUAUGAUCCAGUGAAGGGUGUAAAUAUCACGUCAUUCACGCACACUUUAAUUAGGAGAGAGAUGUUUUUGUUACCGAGAGAGCCUUCCGAACGAGAAAUAGAAUGAGAAAUUAGGUAGAAGGAGAGCUUGGGAACCUGGUAAACACUUACCUUUACAGACAGUACCAGACAGACAGGGAUAAUAGAAAUCAGGACAACACUCAGUGCUUUUUGUUUUCCUACUGUCCUGGUUGGUUUUUAACUGUUUGUAUAAAUGAAUGUUUGUCACUCACCUAUUUCUCUGUCCCUGUUUCACAUUUUGUCAGUUACAGCCAUACUGUUGUAGUGUAAUUUACAUUAGCUUUCAUAUCAGCUGGAUUGCGGUUGCAAGGUUGACUUAAGUGUUCACGAGUCAGGCUACGUUGAGUGAUUAGCAGGGUAGGUUGAUUUGUUCGGCCAAUUAUGUGUGCGCAGUCAAGCUGGGCUGUCUGGUUGGACUUGAGACAAGAACAAGUUUGUGACCAUGGUCUCACUGUGGCCUCAUCACUGCUUCGAUGCAACCUCAUAGUUGAGAUUACGACUGCUUGCCUCAUUCUUGGCAACAUUGCAUCACCUGUCAUGGCGCUGGGCCAUCACUAUAUACAUGACUCGGCUUUUGCUAGAGUCACGUCUUUGUGAAGGCAUUGAGGUAGCACAAGCUUUCUUGACUGAACACCUGGCUUGACCUGCUUCUGAUAGGUUCGUGUUGGUCUGCUGGGUUGGGUUGCAACCGUCCCGUACUCUAAAACUGAGAGACAGGUUCGGCUUGAGACAGCGCCCUGUGUGGUGUGUAGCCAUGUUCAGCAAUGAAGGCAGUGCACCACCAUUCAUUUUUUUUUUCUUGGUUGUUUUAGCAAAAUAAUUUUUAUUCUCUGAAUAGUCAGCAUACAGCUCCUGUACAUACAUAACAUCUCUUGUUAUGUGACACGUGUUGUACUUUAGCAAAUUUCUUGGCUGGCACUUUGGUCAGGAAGUCUUGCCUAUGAGUCAAAGUAAAGUUAACCUUUGUUGUUCUAUAUGUUACCUUGUCAGAGAUAUGUGUUAUGAUGAGUAAAUUGAAAUGUCAUCACAUCCCUCUACCACACCCCCAUUUCCUGUGGUGAUGUUGUAGCAGAGCAUGUUUACUUCGUUUUCAUAAUUUUAUCCGUCACUCGUGUCACACUAUGUUUUGUGGCACCAUUGCCUGUUUUUGUAACUGUUUAAACUAGGUCAUAUACUCGUAUGGAUUGACACACUUCUCAAAUGAUUUUUGAAGAUACUUGCGGCAGACAACACAACAGUCGGUGUUGCCGAUAAUGAACUUUCACUGCUUCUACAGCCAAGUGACACAAAACCUGAAUGAAUAUGAGACUCGGAACGCUCCAGCUUCAUGCCACAUGGCCGUAAGGAGCAGUGGUUAUCACGGCAUCUGCUACGCUCUGAACAAAUCAGUCUUUAGAUUUUAAUGGUUUCUCACAGCUGCGUUAUUGUGCAGGAAAGACAAGUCAAGGCAAAUUACUUACUCGAUAUGGGGACUGCUAAGAUCUUCCUAAAUAUUGCUCAUGGCACUAAAAAAUGUUCUUGUUAAGUGCUCUUGUUGCCAUGGUGCUGUGUGGUAUUGCUAGCAAGGGAUGUCAUCCCUGCACACUGUGCAACUGCAACUUGCACAACGAAUGUCACAUUUGUGGUAGUUUUUGCGUAGUUUCGUUGCAAUCGUCUUGGGUCUUCAUGCACCCCGCUUUGCUGACCUUAUUACUGUAGGUUUCUGUUGUUUCACACAGAAGCAUCUCCGAGUGUACAACAGGCGAGAUGUCGCUGUUAGUGUUGUGACGCGGCUAAGAUUAUCUCUACUCUGCCUUAAAGUGCUCACAUUGAAUGUCGCAGUGCGUGUGAUGACACCUGUACAUUUACAAUAUUGAGUAGUUCCUAACCAGUUGUUUUCAGUUUUCUUUUUUGUGCAUUUGUUGUUACAGCUGUGCUGGUCACUAUUCGCUGUAGUGGUUCACCUCCUGCUUCUUUGUUAGUCUUACUUAAAUGAGCAAUGAACAGUCAGUAUUAGGUUUUGCUCAAAGUCAUGCUCAAAGGAUGCAGUGCACUUUUUUGGCAUGGCAGGCUACCUUCUUUAUGUACACUCGUACUAUUUGGCUAUUGUUAAUAUCAGUACGCACAGUUGCAAUGACAUUUUCAUGUUAUGAACAAGGUGUACUGCAUAGAAUACUUAUGUAUCCAAAGACAUUUUGUACUUUGAAAGGUGUAUAAACUGUCCAAGCACA